UGUCACUGGCUGUCGGGAGGAGACUGAUGGAGGACAGAGGGGACUACGACUCCUAAGCAAACGCUAACACCGACGGGCGAACAAAUCAACAAGAGCGCGAGAAUGCAACACACCCGCCCCGCGGAGCUGCACCAUGUUCAGGCCUGAACUGGAGAAGUUUGUUGGGACUGUCACAGUUUAAGUGCACGGUCUCAACAAAAGCGAAAAGUGCACCCGGCCCAGAUGGAAAUCAUUUGAACUGACAGUCGACGCGGUGUUAGAAAAGGCAAUCAAUGUUUAACGUGUAGAAUAACGUCCCGACAAAAUGACCCGUUUGCACUGCGGGCGUCGCGGCUCUUGGCGAGGAGUUUCUCCCAUUCACUUCUUCAUCGCGCUCACGCUCCUGGAAAGCUGCAAAACGUUGGGACUAUCAGACGAACCAGAGAGAUUCCUGCAGGAUCUGCCAGAGUAUGAAGUGGUUCGCCCCGCUAGGGUUGAUGCCAGAGGUCACUUCCUGUCCAACUUCCUGUCGCACCAUGCUCGCAGAGUACAGCGCCGGGAAGCCUCAGAGAGUCCAGUGGACUUAGAUCGAGUCUUCUACCAGUUGUGGCACGGCGGCCACAGUUUGAACUUUAACCUCACCCUCAACCCACACCUGCUGGCUCCAGGCUUCCUGACGGAGAGGAGGUACGGUGGCCUGGACGGGGCACAGAUCCGUCCUCCUGGAUCCUCCCGGUGCCAUUAUUUAGGUGAAGUGUGGGACGGGGCGACCGUUAAAGGGAAGGCAGCCAUAAGUACCUGCGAUGGACUGACAGGACUGUUCAGGUUGUCUGAUGAGGAGUUUUUUAUUCAGCCUCUGGAGAAGCCAAGCCAUGAGACCUCGGCACCACAGGCCCAUGCCGUCUACAAACGCCACGCGUCCCCUCCCUCCUGGAGUCCAGUCGUACAGCCGAUCUCAGGGAAACAAGCUCUCAACGGUACCUGCGGACUCAAAAAUUCCCAUCAAAGUCUUGAAGACAUCGAGCGACAGCGGGAGCGCUGGGAGCACCGCCAGCAGAGAAGGAGGAGAAUUCGUCAACGCUCAGUCAGCAAAGAGAAGUGGGUGGAAACCCUGGUGGUGGCUGACCCGAAGAUGGUGGAGUAUCAUGGGAGCAAAGCUGUGGAAGGAUACGUCCUCGCUAUCAUGAACAUUGUGGCGGGUCUGUUCAGAGAUGCCAGUAUUGGAAAUGCGAUCAACAUUGUGGUUGUUCGAGUCAUCCUACUGGAGCAGGACGAGGAUGACUUAAAGAUUACACACCAUGCUGACAACAGCCUGAACAGCUUCUGUAAGUGGCAGAAGAAACUCAACAUGAAAGGAGAGGAACACCCGCUGCACCAUGACGUAGCCGUCCUGCUCACCAGGAAGGACAUCUGUGCAGCCAUCAACAUGCCCUGUGAGACUCUGGGCCUGUCCCAUGUGGCAGGGAUGUGUCAGCCGCAUCGCAGUUGCAGCAUUAGUGAGGACACAGGACUUCCACUGGCCUUCACUGUAGCUCACGAGCUGGGACACAACUUUGGGAUUCAGCAUGAUGGCAACGGUAAUGACUGUGAACCCAUUGGGAAACGACCUUUCGUCAUGUCUCCACAGCUCCUGUACGGCACCUCCCUGCCCAGGUGGUCAGACUGCAGUCGCCAGUAUAUCACCCGCUUCCUGGAUCGCGGCUGGGGCUGGUGCCUUGACGAUCCCCCGGUGAAGGAUAAGCUGUCUCUGAACUCGCUGCUUCCUGGGGUUCUGUACAGCGCUGCCCAUCAGUGUCGGCUGCAGUACGGAUCUGGGUCCCUGCUGUGUGAUGACAUGGACAACGUAUGCAGCACCCUAUGGUGCACCGUGGGAACAACCUGCCACUCAAAGCUGGAUGGGGCCGUGGAUGGGACCAGCUGUGGCGAGGACAAGUGGUGUUUCAGUGGGGAGUGUGUAGCAUUUGGAUUUCUCCCUGAGAGUGUGAAUGGGGGCUGGGCGUCCUGGAGCGAGUGGUCAGCCUGUUCGAGGACAUGUGGAGCUGGUGUCCAGGGGGCUCAAAGAGACUGCGAUGACCCAGUUCCUAAGAACAGAGGAAAGUAUUGUCUGGGAGAACGACGGAGGUACAAGAUCUGUAACGUCACCCCGUGUCCUCACGACCUGCCCACCUUCAGAGACGUCCAGUGUAGUCACUUUAACACCAUGCCGUACAAGGGCAAGUUCUACAAGUGGGAAGCGGUCAUCAACAGAGUCAACCCCUGUGAGCUGCAUUGCCGUCCACUGAAUGAGCAUUUCUCAGAAAAGAUGCGUGAUGCUGUCACUGAUGGGACGCCGUGCUAUGAGGGCAACAAAAGCCGAGAGAUGUGCAUCAAUGGCAUCUGUAAGAAUAUCGGCUGUGACUACGUGAUCGAGUCGAGUGCUGUGGAGGAUCGCUGUGGUGUGUGUCAUGGUAACGGUUCCACCUGUACGACCGUGAAGAGGACGUUUGAGGAGAGUGAAGGACUUGGUUAUGUAGAUAUUGGACUGAUCCCUGAGGGAGCCCGGGACAUCCGCAUUGAGGAGGUGGCUGAAGCGGGCAAUUUCUUGGCCCUGCGAAGCGACAACCCCAACAAGUAUUUUCUGAACGGCGGCUGGACGAUCCAGUGGAACGGAGAGUAUAAAGCAGCCGGGACAGUGUUCACCUACGUGAGGACAGGACACCUGGAAAACCUGACGUCUCCCGGGCCCACCAUGGAAACACUGUGGGUUCAGCUUCUCUUUCAGGAGACCAAUCCAGGAGUGCGGUACGAGUACACAAUCAGUCGAAAUGUCUCGGAGGACAACGACGGCCCCGUGUCAGUGUUCUUCUGGAAAUAUGGUUCAUGGACUGAAUGCAGUGUCACCUGUGGAGCAGGUGUUCAGAGGCAGAUUGUCCACUGUGUGGAAAAGACAACUGGGAUAGUGGAGGAGCACUUCUGUGACCCCUUAACCCGUCCUGAUGAUAACCAAACCAGCUGUAGCAAGGAUCCAUGUCCAGCCAUAUGGUGGGUUGGGGAGUGGCAGAAAUGCUCAGCGAGCUGUGGGAGCUCGGGCUUGGCUAAAAGGACGGUGCUCUGCAUCCAGGCAGUAAGUGUGGAGGAGCAGGAAGCCCUGCAGCCCGGUGAAUGCGAACACAUGCCCAAACCUGAAUCUCUGUCCUCCUGCAACACACACAUCCCCUGCCCAGCAGACUGGAGCACUGGCAGCUGGUCAAAGUGUUCGCUGACUUGUGGAAGUGGAGUGCGUCGGCGUAAUGUCACCUGCUCUAGAAACACAGGCGCUGAUUGUGACCCCCACAAGAAACCUCUAGCUGUCAGCACCUGUUACCUCCAGGACUGUCCGCGGGUUGUGGAUAACUUUGGAGGUAUCGACUGGUCUGGAAGCGGCUGGUCGAGCAAAGAAGUGCUCAAUGAAAUUAACUCCAUUCCUGAAGCCAAACCUCCUCCCAAAUUCAGCACCACCAGGGCCCAGCCGAAAAAUCAUAAUGACCUUAAUGACAUCGUUGAGGGAGAUUUUCACUACCACAAUAACAUUGAAAAUAUUGAUCAAAACAGUGUGCAAGUUGACGAUUUUUACUAUGACUAUAAUUUUAUCAAUUUCCAUGAAGACUUGUCGGAUGACUUUGAGGGUGAAGGAAAUGAUUCAGGGGACAGUCAUGGACUCGAUGCUCCGCAGGACAAGCUGACACACAGAGUGAAAGAAUAUGCCAUUACUGAAACUACAAGAGCUCCCACAGUUAUUUCAGCCAUUUCUACCAUUUCAAAGACCACAGAGCCACAGACCACAGAUGUGGACAAGGUGAAGGACGGCGAAAAGUCAGCAACAAAGGAGUCUGUUCAGACGAAUUCUGAAAACUUGGACGACUUCCUGGCUGAGGAUUAUCUCCUGCCCGUGUCUCCUACUCACUCACCGCCAAUGUUUACGACUCAGCAUUCACAAACACUAAAGGAGACACAUGACGAUGAGUGGUGGCAUGAAACCAUUAGCACAAUGCCUAGUCUGGAUUUCACUACAAAGGAGCCUGAACGGGAUGUGAAAUGGGGACAAUAUGGGGAGGAGGCUGAAAAUAACUAUUACAGUUUCACUGAGGAGGAAAAUCCCACUGUGCUUGUCACUGUGACUCCAAAACAUGUUGCUCCUACUCCCAGACAUCAAACAAUUAUUAGUGCUAUUGUCUCCACAACAGCGAGUGCUCAGGAGACGGAGGGACAUGAUGAUUAUGAGUACAGUCUCAAUGAAAAAAGCACACUAGGUCCGGAUGUCUCUGCAGACCAAGAGGAUGCAGAGAGUCCAGAACCUGUCGGCUCUCCCACGCCUGAAACUCUCAUUCAGGUCAGGACUGAAGUCCAGCUGGACGAAAGUGAUUCAGAAAUACCUCAAACAACCAGCCAAUCAAUAAUAUUUCCAACUGCCUUCACAUUGGAGGAUUUGGACUUGGAUCAGACUCAUUUUAAUACAGUAUAUGGCACGAGCGAGGGCAAUACAUGGGAUCCUGACCUUGACCUCAGUACAACCUCACUUCCUGCCUCUCAGAAAUCCACUACUCUCCCCAUUCCCUUUCUGCCAAGCUCAGGUAACCGAGAGGCCUCUGAUGAGUCCACAUCAUUAACUGGAACAGAAAUCAUACCUCCUACAAACCUGGAGGGAGCCAUUCGGCCUUCUCCAGCUGAUCUCCUGCCAGCUCAAACGGAGCAGUUACCUACAAAACCCGCCGACACGGAAACAACUGGAACAGAUUCCACACUCCAGGCGCCACCAUUUGAUUUAGCUGAUUUUGACUACAAUGAAAUAGUCAUUCCCCCAAUGGUGAGGAGCAGCGGUGACAGUGAUCCUGGCCCUUCACAUCAGCUUCCAACAAACUCGGCAGCCGCUCCCCGACCUAGCACAACACCGGUAAUGCCCAUCGACUCACCAACACCUGCUGUGCUCCUUGUGCCAACCCAUCCGCCUCCAUCUGCCCAAACUUCAGCCUCAACACGAGUCACCACCGCUGCCUACUGGGUCACCGGCAACUGGAGCGCUUGCUCCACCAGCUGUGGCCUCGGUGCUAUCUGGAGGACUUUGGCUUGCAGUACUGGCUCAGACUCUGACUGUGAUCCGGCCAAGAGGCCGGCACCAGCCCAGCGCUGUUACCUGCGCCCCUGCUCCACAUGGAAUAUUGGGGAGUGGAGUAAGUGCUCCAAGAACUGUGAAGGUGGCAUUAAAUCACGAGAGGUCCAGUGUUUCGACAUGCGGGAUCAAAGGCCCCUACGACCUUUCCACUGCCGGGCCAUGUCCUCCAGGCCACAAACACAACUGCCCUGUAACCUCCAGCCGUGUCUCGACUGGUACACCUCCUCCUGGGGUCAGUGCUCUGAGGUGUGUGGAGGAGGUGAGCAGCAGCGAAUUGUCACCUGUCCAGAGGAGGAACGUUGCGACAGGGAUCUUCAGCCCAGCAACAUCCAAUCAUGUAACAUCCAGCCUUGUGCUCAGUGGCUCACUGGCUCGUGGGGACAGUGUUCAGCGUCUUGUGGAGGCGGAGUCCAGCAACGACUCAUCAAAUGUGUGGACAUGAAGGCCGAGACGGACGACGAAGUUGAUCAAACUCAAUGUGACCGUGAGUCGCAGCCUGAGAGCACCCAGAAGUGUAACAUACAGGAGUGUGAGAGCGCCCCCUCUGGAGCCGUUUGUCUUCGUGACCGCCUGACAUUUCGUUUCUGCCAGACUCUCCGCCUGCUCGGCCGUUGCCAUCUGCCCAAUGUGCGAGCUCAGUGCUGCAAAACCUGCAGCCAGCGCCCCAGCAGCACGUCUCGCCGCUGACAUGCAGCAAAGUAACCACUCACAUGCCUCAUCAGCAGGAACACUGACUGCACCACUGACUGAUGAAAUAUCAAUCAUCAUGCAAAGUCAACAAUCUGAGCCUUUACCUGAUUUUUUUUCACCACUACAGACUAAUGAUGAAUUAGUCCCACUCCAAAACUCUCAAUAUUUGUGCUGGUGAAAUUAUUACAUAGGGCUGAAAGUAAUUUGAACUAUAACAAAGCACAGCCCCUCUUAUAGCUAAACAAUGAGAAUGUAAACAUUUGUUUGCACUUUGUUUUUAGUAUGCAGUCUGAGCAGAAUGAUAUUUUAUGAGUCAAUACGUCCUUGUAACACAUACGGAGCUACAUUAAAUAGAGGAGUCUUCUAUUAUCGUAGCCAACAUAGUAAUGCAUUAUUACACAUGUAGACAAACCAAACUCUAUGGUUGGUACAGUGCUUUCAUUUUACUGAUCUGCAACAGAAACUGUAUAGAUUGAAACAGACACUGAACUGUUUGUUGCAGGUAUAAAAUUCGCAGUGUGAAUAUAUGUACAUUAUAAUGUGGUACAAGUGUUACGAAGCUAAAAAAAAAGAAGUGAUGCAUAAAAAUGCUUCAUGUUGCAUUAAUAAACAACUGACCGUUUACUAAGCCCUGCCCCUUAGUUACUGUUGCUACGAUAUGCUUUUCAAUCUUGCGUGGCACAUAUGCAGUUAACAAUAAUGCGUGGUAGAUUUACCAGUUUUUGAAAUUUCACACGGAAGCAGACAAAAACGCAGCUUCAUCAGUUCUCAUCUGUUCUCAUCUUUUAACUGGAAUGAGUUGUCGGCAAUUGUCACUGGCAAACUUCAUCACCUGUAGCUUGCUAGGUAAGCUAAUGCUAUUUCCACAAGCUGAGAAGACGAGCGCCUCAUAAACAUGACAUUGUGCUGAAAGACUGACGCUAAAGCUACAUGUCCCAGGGAUAAAGUCAGUCAUCCUCACUGAGUCAUGAUCUGGUAUUGCAGAGUAGAACUAGUUAGCCGUAGCAUUGAAUAUUAGCAGUCGAUGUUAGCUUAAUCUCUGAUGCUAAUGCUAAACAUAGACAAUAUUAGGUAUGGGGAGGGCGGGGCUAAAAAAACGGUCAGUUGAAACGUUUAAUGUCCACAGCAGCUUGUAAAAAGCCUUUUUGAAGCAGUUGUAUCGGUAACAGUUGUGUAAUGUCAUAUUUAGGCUUUACCACACGCAUAUUUUUUUAAGUCACAAAGUAAAAUGUAAAUGUAAAAAGUGGAGCUGCAGGAAAUACUUGGUGCUAGAAGCCACAUAGGCUCCGGACAUUUUUGGGUCAGGUAUUGGCAGGCCCAGUGCCUCAUCUACUUGAAUAUUGGAUAAUUUGAUGUCAUUAUUUUUAUUAACCACUUGAUUGAAAUACGAGUCAAAUUCAGCUUUUCGGAAUAAAUAUUUUUGAAGCAUUUGUGAAAGUUUUCAAAAUGGACUAUCAGUGUCACAUUAGGUUUGUUAAAUUUAAUUAAGGAAUUAGAUAUAUGCAAUAUUUUAUAAUUUAACGUGGGUUUUAGUUUCUGUUAUUUUCUUGUUAUGGAGGAACUGAAUCCCUCACACUUAACUCUUUCAUCUUUUGUGCUCAUUCCUGCAUUGACAGUCGUUGUUAGCACUGAUACAUACUGUAUGUAGCCUGAAAUUCUUUAAGUCUUUUCAGCAGGUAUUGAAAAGCAGCUCAGACAGAUCAAUGCAGUCCAGCCCAGGCAGCAGCAGUGCCAUCAUUAUCUCCUGUAUUUCUUUAUGUUGUUUAAUGCUUAAUGUUAAAAAAAGUAGUAUAAAAGCUUUUGUGCUUUAUUGAACGAAAAAUCUCUUUUAUUUUAAAGAAAAAGAGAAAAAAAAAUCCAUGUUGUGUUUCUGUAAAAUAUUAAACAUUGAGAUAAGGUGCACAGAGGUCAAAUCGUCCCACAAAUACAGCUGUUGAAACAGCGCUGCAGCUUUAAAUAACAUUUCUUUGCUGGAAGAAUGGAACGUUAACAAGCCUCUGGAGUUGCGGUUCUGUAGCUAUAAGGUAUUUGUUGAAGGCGUUGGUGAACAGAGACAUUGCAAAACCUCUUUGUUGAACUAACGUACAUUAUGUCCUCAGGCAACUGUAUACCCAAGCAACAGGAAGCAAAUUACAGUUGGAGUGUUGUUGCAUCUCACACAGUUAGAAGUCAUACUAUUAUUUGAUAAUACAGAGUUGUAAUUUACCUUUAAUGUGUAUUAAAAGUAAAUUAUAAAUACCUUGUCUACAUACAUUAUGUAUAUGUGUAAAGAGCUAUUAUUUGGCAGAAAAACAAAUGUAUUUUUUUUUUUUUUUUUUUUUUUACACUGAUGUGUUUUUAAAGUGAAAUUUUCUUUUAAGUUUACAGGUGAUACUGGGAAUAAGCAAUUUAAGCAAUGUUCACAUGCUGCCUUGUUCAGUUUGCUAUCUCAAAAUGACAUACAUUUGGAAAUGUGCUCAGGAUUCAGUUGAUGCAAUUAGCCUCUUCCUCUUUGGUUACUGCUGUCAGGCUUUUAAUUCAGGUGUGGCACAUAUGGAGUCUACAGGGAAAAUUGUGGCAGAUGUAUCUCAAAUUCAAAUCAAAAUUCAAAUUUUUUCCAAAAACAGGUCCUCAUGGUCAGACAGAUUUGAUAUGAGUAACAUUAUCUUUUUAUCUGUUAUCCAGCAGCAGGUUGUGUCUUAAAAAAACAUGUUCAUGGUUCUGUCUGCUCAGAAAGAUAAGAUUCAAUUCAGCAAAAGAGGAAUAGUGGAGAUGAGUCUGUGGAAAUGUUGGGAUUAAACAUUGGUUUUGCCCUGGGCAAACAUUUCCUCUUUCAAGGCAAAAAGCAGACAUCAAUAACGCCAUGUUAAUACUUUUGAAGCCUGCUGCUGGAUAAUGGGUAAAAGAUAACAUUACGGUUUUUCCCUUAAUGUUUGAGUAGGGGUUAAGCUACAUGAUGCCAUGCUAACUCUGCACCAUAUAAGAGAGGCUGAGGCUAAAACGUCAAGCAGAAGUCUGCAUCCUCAUCAUAUAGAUCCAUGUAGAAGACAAUAUCCUUCACUUUUACAAAAUAACAGGUUUCAUGAGUGAGGGACAGAUGAGUUUAGCAGAUGUGUCUCAGGUAAACCUCUCCAUAAAGAGCAAAACAAAAUCACUAACCUUUGACAUAGUGGCAUAUGGGACCAGCUAACACACAUUCAGUAUGCCACUCCUAGUGACCAAGGCUAUUUAAUGUAACUUGUAACCCACAAAAUGUUGUAGUUACCUAAUGUUAUUCCACCCAUUCAGUUGUGAUAGUAAAGGGAGUUAGUCGAGCACACGAAUGUUUACCUUGGAGCAGACACUUCAGCACACUGAAGCGGAACGCAGACAUUGUUAAUGUUCAUUACAGCUGUGCUUUUCCUGCUAGGACUAAAUAUCUCUUGUGUGUUCUUGUUUUUGAGUUUGUUUUGUUUUUGUUUUUUACUCGUCCUGCAUACACACCCGUUUUAUUUAGAGAUAAUUUAGAAGGCUUCAAAGCGGGACGCACCUGCUGUGCCGAGGUAUAAUUGCUAAACUGAUUGGACAAUCGAGGGUGUAACAAAGGGUCAAUCAUGUUUUGAGGUAUUUUGAUGUGUUCACAUUUCAUUUACGAACCCAUUCCCACAGUUAAACACAGCUGAUGUCUGACUCCAUGGAUUGUAGAAGCCUUUCACUGCAACUAAGAGCAUAUUUUUUCUUUUACUCAGUUUAGUUUGUUGAAGUUUCUGUUCUUUUUCUGUUUUUAAAUAUUCAUCUUUGUAAAUUUGGUGGUGAUGUUGGUUUCCAAGCACAAAAUGAAGACUCUAGCCAAGAGUGGCUAGUAUGAUGCUUACCUGCCUGUAGUAUAUAUGAUAUGUACAGUAUUUCUCCAACAGAAAUGACAUAAUGUCGCAGUCACAGUAACUAUUAAACACAUUUUUCAGGGCA
This is a messenger RNA of Seriola aureovittata, 9724 nucleotides long. RefSeq names its product A disintegrin and metalloproteinase with thrombospondin motifs 7. The record is from RefSeq and is a predicted model, not a curated record. Gene Ontology annotation, biological process: proteolysis; extracellular matrix organization. Gene Ontology annotation, cellular component: extracellular matrix. The transcript is spliced from 24 exons. The coding region runs from base 305 to 5794 and encodes 1829 amino acids. Lineage: Eukaryota; Metazoa; Chordata; Actinopteri; Carangiformes; Carangidae. Gene Ontology annotation, molecular function: metalloendopeptidase activity.